Peronospora farinosa is the source of this 1551-nucleotide messenger RNA. The record is from the annotation of a GenBank genome assembly. Lineage: Eukaryota; Oomycota; Peronosporomycetes; Peronosporales; Peronosporaceae.
AUGGAGGAAGAUGCGCAGCAGCGGAUCACGUAUCUGCUGCAGGAAAUUGAUGCGAAUAUAUGUGCGGCACAUCGUUCAGCUACACAGAUUUGCGGCACUGUACGAAGACAUCACCAGAUUCUGCGGCAGAUUCACGAGUCCUCGCGUGUCUGGCGGCCACUUUUCGACUCGUUCACGCAGCAGCCAGCAGCACGACGAAGUACGCGCACACCGUCGCGUUUUUCGAGGUCGUGUACGCCUAAAUCGAUUAAAAAUGGAGAGACGAGACAUCAUCGCACUAUAGAAGACGAUGAGGAUCUCGAAGACACUUCGUUUGUGAGUAGAGAGCAGACGUUCAAGACCACGACGCUCAAGAAAGGUCAGCCGUCUGCAAGUGAUCGUCGCAAUGUCUCAGCAGACGAGGACAGUCUUGACGCAAGUAUUAGUAGUGACAAUUUACCAAGAAUGUCAAGGACACCGUACAUGUCGAAAUCAGAGUUUCGAUCAAGUGCUAAAACGCAGGAAUCGACAUCGACACUUAACUCGAGUGAUCGUGAACGCUGGUUAACGUCGCCACCUCGGACCGGGAUAAUAUCGAAAGAUCCAUUAAAGACAGGGAGUGAUGGACCACGACAGAUCUCGACCCCUCCUUCGACAAUUAGUAGUGUGGGAUAUAACAACAACAGCCCUGGUAUUAGCAGAAAUUUGAUGAAGAUGGGUGCAUUUGAGUACACUCCACCACGUGGGAAGAAAACUAAAUCUUGCGAGGAGGAGAAAGAAAUGGACCAGACGACCGACUCUGUUGACACACCUUACCACCCAGAGUUUAGCACGGUUCGAUUAUCAAUUGCAAAUGAGGUUGAACCGAAUGCUGAUAAUGUGCUAAAAACGUCGAGGUCACCCGAAAAUGCCUCUAGUCGGAAGCGAAUACGGUCGGAUGCUGGCGAUACAAGACGAACACCAGUGUACCCAAAAACUCAUUACCCUGCGAAAGCUACGUCUCCAUUUACGUCUCCUAGUUUGCGCAGGAAAUACAGCAGUAUAAGCAAUAUGUCAUCGCCGAGUCACCGACGUAUUACCGAGGGACAGACACCAGUAGCGGCAACACCACCACGACAACAGAACGAGGCACUGUUAGAUGAUGACACGCCCAGGACUCCCGAAUUUGAUAUGACGUCACCGUUGUUACGAACGCAGCUCAAGGCAAUGACACCAAACACCCCGCUGUCAAACCGUCUCGUUGGUGCUAGUCUUGAUAUUGGCAGUGUUUCACAGGAGACACGGUUGCGAGACUACGAUGACUCUGCAGGGGAGCCGAUACCGAAGUUUGAACUCUCGCUACUACCAGCUGCAUUUCAGCGAGGCAUUGGUGCCGUCCAGGUGUCGACAUUGUACAAUAAAUUUCAAGGAAGUGAUAAGGACUCACCAGCAAUUAGCGUUGACCAACUUGUGGAAAUGCUGCCUGACUACGGGAAAGAGAAGAUUGAGAUCUUGCUGGACACGUUAGUAUCCAGACGACUACUACGACCGUUUGUCGUAGAGGGCACAAUGUUUUGGCAAAAGGCGAUAUAA